AUACAACAUCAACUUCCGAUCUGGAGUUUUCAAACAACACUAGCUGGACAGCUAGCCGUCUCAUUUGUUUUUUUGCUCAGGGAAUUACCCCUAUUUUUGCUGUCGAUACCGGACCAGCCUCUCAGCGAUGUCAGCGAGCUCCAAGAGGAGACGGGCUACCUCUCCGUCCAGCAGCAUCAGUGGAGGGGGAGACCUCGAUGACACCUCCUCCUCCACUCCUGGGAGUAUCAGAAAAAGAAGAAGAAUCUCAAAUGUCCCUCCUGUGGACACGAUUGCUGUAUGUCAUGAGCUGUUCAAUGCUGUCAAGGACUAUAAGGAUAAUCACGGGAGACCACUUUGUGAUGUUUUCCUCAGGGUACCAAAGAGGAGGAAUCAACCAGAAUAUUAUGAAGUGGUUUCCCAGCCGAUCGAUAUGACUAAAAUCCAGUACAAACUAAAGUCAGAAGAAUAUAAUGAUGUGGAGCAACUUACUGCAGAUUUUCAGCUCAUGUUCAACAAUGCAAGAUCAUUCUACAAGGAAGACAGUGAGGAGUAUCAAGCAGCUUGCAAGCUCUGGGAAGUUUAUUUGCAAACGAGGAAUGAGUUUGUGCAACCGGGAGAUGGUGAUGAGGAUGAUGAAGAUGGUGAUGAGAUGAUGGAUAAUCAAGGAAUAUCUGCCGAAGAUGAGACCUCAUCGGGCAGAUUGAAGGAAAUAUUCGAGCAACUGUUGGAGGCUAUUGUGUCACACGCUGAUCCCUCAGGGCGACUAGUCAGUGAACAGUUCCAGAAACUGCCUUCCAAAGUGCAUUACCCAGACUACUAUGCCAUCAUAAAGGAGCCAAUAGAUCUGAGAGCAAUUUCUCAGCGAAUACAGACUGGAUUCUAUAAAAAUGUCAAUGCUAUGGCCAAGGACAUUGACCUGAUGGCCAAAAAUGCCAAAACAUAUAAUGAACCAGGAUCUCAGAUUUUCAAGGAUGCUAACAUGAUAAAGAAAGUCUUCAUCCAGCGUAAAACUGAACUUGAACAUGCCGAGCCCACAAAGUCUAGUCUUCGCAUCAGAAAUCGUAGAUCUGGGCAGGGGGAUCGACUUUCUGGUGUUAGUGUUGCUCUUCAGUACGGCUCAGAGAGUGAGGAUGACCCAGUGCUAUCAGGCUCUGUGUGUUAUGAUGAGGGAGAGUCUGAGGCUGAAAGUCAAAGUUCAAGUAUGGAGAUGAGCAACCCAAUCUUCCAGCUGUAUGAAGCUGUCAGGGGUGCGAGGAAUAACCAGGGUCAGGUGUUCUCUGAACCUUUUCAGCAGCUGCCCUCUCGCAGAGAAUAUCCUGACUACUAUCAGCAGAUAAAACAGCCCAUCUGCCUGCAGCACAUCAGGGCCAAGAUGAAGAAUGGCGAGUAUGAGAAUGUAGAACAGAUUGAAGCGGACCUCAGUUUGAUGUUUGAGAAUGCAAAGCGCUACAAUAUGCCCACCUCUAGCAUUUACAAACGGGCCUUCAGACUUCAGCAGAUCUUGCAGGCCAAAAAGAGAGAACUUCUGAGGAAAGAUGAUGAAGAUGGAGACAGCAUCCUGUCUUCUGAUGCAGGGAGCACUAAGAAAAAAAGCCACAAGAAAAAUGUCAAAAAGAACCGAAUGAAAGCCUUGUACGCUGCAGUGAUUGAUGCCAAGGAGACAGGGACCAGUCGACGCCUCUGUGAUCUUUUUAUGGUUAAACCAUCCAAGAAGGACUACCCGGAUUACUACAAGGUCAUCCUUGAACCGAUGGACCUGAAAACCAUUGAGCACAGCGUUCGCAAUGAACGCUACGCCACAGAGGAAGCUCUGAUGGAAGACAUGAAGUUAAUGUUCCGUAAUGCUCGGCAUUACAAUGAGGAGGGAUCUCAGGUAUACAAUGAUGCAGAAGUUUUGGAGAAGGUACUGAAAGACAAGCGCAAGGAGAUGGGGCCGUUCCCUGGAGAAGAUGAUGUGGGAUCUCCAAAACUGAAAAUACGAAAGAGUGGCGUUUCUCCAAAAAAGUCAAAAUACCUCACCCCUCUACAGCAGAAGUUAAAUGAGCUCUAUGAGGCUGUGAGAAACUUCACUGACCGCAGAGGUCGCCGUUUGAGCACAAUCUUCCUCCGUCUGCCCUCUCGUGCCGAGUUGCCUGACUACUAUGCUACAAUCAAGAAACCCAUCGAUAUGGAACGUGUGCGAAGCCAUAUGGCAGGAGGUCGCUACCAAGAUGUUGAUGCUUUGGUGGAGGACUUUGCACUCAUGUUCAACAACGCGUGCAUCUACAAUGAGCCUGAGUCUCUGAUUUAUCGAGAUGCUCUGGUGUUGCAUCGAGUGCUGUUGGAAACGCGAAAGCAGCAGGAAGGAGGGGAGGAUUCUGGAGCUCCUGCUGUGGGACCUCUGGUGCGAGAGCUGAUAAGGAACCUGUUUGUUUCCGUAAUGGGCCACCAGGAUGAAGAGGGCCGGUGCUAUAGUGACUCACUAGCGGAAAUUCCUGCCAUAGAUUCAGCUGCUCCUGAAAAGCCGCCACUUAAUUUUGAUAUCAUCAGGGUGAAUGUGGAGCGUGGCCGUUACAGAAGACUGGAUGUCUUCCAAGAACACAUGUUUGAAGUGCUGGAGAAGGCGAGGAGAUUACACAGGACAGACUCGGAGGUAUUUGAGGAUGCAGUGGAACUGCAGCAGUUUUUCAUUAAGAUCAGGGAUGAGCUGUGUAAGAAUGGAGAGAUUUUUGUCUCCACUGCAGUCAACUACACAGCAAAACACCUGCAAAGUGAUGUGGAUCAGGAAAAAAGAGAGAAAAUUCCCAAAGAGUUUGAGGAAGAUAAGCAAAAGAAAGAAGAGGAGGAAAACAAAGACGGAAAGGCAGAGGACCAGCCAGGGGAGAAAUGGAAGUCAGACUCGCAACGUGUGUACAUUCAGGAAUGCUCCUUUGAAAACAGUACCUACCAUGUGGGAGACUUUGUCUACGUGGAGCCAUCAGAACCAAACCUGAAGCCUCAUAUUGUCUGUAUUGAACAACUGUGGUCAAAUGAAACUGGCGAGCAUUGGCUUUAUGGAUGCUGGUUCUAUAGACCAAGUGAAACCUUUCACUUGGCCACACGCAAGUUUCUAGAAAAAGAGGUCUUCAAGAGCGACUACUACAACCAAGUAUCCAUCAGUAAAGUUCUGGGCAAAUGUGUUGUCAUUUUUGUAAAGGAUUAUUUUAAAAUGCAACCCGAGGGCUUCCAACCUGAGGAUGUCUACGUGUGUGAAUCCCGCUAUGCGGCCAGGAACAAGUCAUUCAAGAAGAUCAAGAUUUGGGCAAUGCCAGACAGUUCUGUGAAAUUAUCACCCCGAGAGACGCCUCUUCCUGUUGUCCGUGUCGCCUCCAUGUUUGCUAAGCCUGACCUGGAAAAAUUAGCUAUGUCAUAUGCAGCCAGUGGCAGUUUUGAGGACAAGGAGAAAGAGGACGUCCCAAUGGAGAUGAGUGGAGCAGAGCCAGGCUACCAGUACUAUGAACAGUUGUGCUACAACAACGUGUGGUUUAAACUGGGUGACUGUGUUUACAUCCAGUCACAUGGUCUAUCAAAACCCCGGGUUGCCAGAAUCGAAAAACUUUGGUUACAAAAUGGAACUACCUGCUUCUUUGGACCCAUAUUCAUUCAUCCAGAGGAAACGGAGCAUGAACCCACAAAGAUGUUUUAUAAAAGAGAAGUUUUUCUGAGUCAUCUGGAGGAGACCUUGCCAUUGACUUGUGUCAUAGGCAGAUGCAUGGUGUCCUCUUUUAAGGACUUCUUGUCAUGCAGACCUACAGAAUAUGUAGAGGAUGAAAUUCUCCUGUGUGAGAGCCGCUAUAUCGACACUGAGAAGCAGAUGAAAAAAUUCAAGGGUCUGAAACGUUUCUCAUAUUCUUCCAAAGUGGUGGAGGAUGAGGUCUUUUAUUUCAGGAAAGUGAUAGUACCACAGAAGGAAGCGUCACCCUUUUUGAACAAAAAGAUAGACGAGCUUGAGGUUAAACUGGCAGACAUAGAAGAUGCAGAUGAUGAUAUGGAAGACAUGGAAGAUGAUGAAGAGGCUCCUGCAACCCCUUCUUUGCCUCAGAUGCAAACUCCACUUACAAGCGAUAUGGAUACUAUGCCAUACACACCAUCUCAAGCUACUCCUAAGGUGAAAGGCUUAUCCAAGAAAGAAGGAGCCAAGAGGAAGAUAAACAUGAGUGGCUAUAUCUUGUUCAGCAGUGAAAUGCGAGCUGUCAUCAAAGCUCGACACCCUGAUUUUUCUUUUGGGGAGCUGAGUCGACUAGUAGGUACUGAGUGGAGGAACCUGGAAGCUUCCAGGAAAGCAGACUAUGAAGAACGUGCAGCUAAAAUAGUGGAACAGCAAGACCGGGACAGGCCAAGCCAGAAGCAAGGCUCCCCUAGAGCAGGUACCCCUGUAGGGGCACUGAUGGGGGUGGUGCCUUCGCCUAGCACUAUGGGAAUGAUAAACCAGACCAUGACACCUGUGUCAGGCAUGAUGGGACACUACGGCCCACCUUACAUGCCCAUGCAGGGCCCCCAUGAGGGUUUGCUGAGUGUGGCUCCUAUGCCACCUCACCCUGCAGGGGGUCCUCAUCUGCAUCCUCAUCAUCUUCAUCAUGGUAUGCCUGGGUACCCUGGCAUGCCUCAUCAGGGUAUGAUGGGUGCUGGAAUGAAUGGGAUGGCAGGAAGUCCAGGACAAGGAAACUUUAUGCAACAGCCUGGGAUGUUCAGUCCAGGCCAGCAUGCGCCUCCACCGUACCCAGGGCAGGGCCAGCCGUCUCAUUUGCAGCCCACCUCCCCCAUGUUUGUGGGACCGCCACCAAAGACGCAGAGGGUGCUUCACUCAGAGGCCUACCUGAAGUACAUUGAGGGAUUAAAUUCAGAGUCUGCAACUGUCAGCAAGUGGGACCAGACGCUCAAAGCUCAAAGGCCAGACGCUCACCUGACCAAAGAGCAAGAGAGUCGGCUUCCGGUUCACUGGCUGAAGAGCAAGGGAGCCCACACCACCAUGGUGGACGCACUGUGGCGUUUGCGUGACUUGAUGCUGCGAGACUCUCUGAAUAUGUGUCAAGCCUACGACCUGUGACCUGUUGGACAGAACCACUCACCUCAGUAACUGCUCCUAUCCUCAAGCUGUGGAGUAAAAAAAAUAAUAGACCAUGGAAGCAAUAUUUUAUAGUGAACAUGAUCCAUUUUCUAUUUAUUAGCUUGCAUAAUCGGCUUGAUAGAUAUUAAUUAGUGCAUUUUUAAUAAUAAUUUUUUUUACAGCAUUUUAAGUAAUAUGUUUGCAAAACUUGUAAUUCUUUUGGCUAAUUGAUACAACUGAAAUAAAACAAAAUGCAUUGUUUA
Cololabis saira (Pacific saury) is the source of this 5310-nucleotide messenger RNA. RefSeq names its product protein polybromo-1-like. Gene Ontology annotation, molecular function: protein binding; chromatin binding. The record is from RefSeq and is a predicted model, not a curated record. NCBI's taxonomy places the organism in Eukaryota, Metazoa, Chordata, Actinopteri, Beloniformes, Belonidae. Gene Ontology annotation, cellular component: RSC-type complex. The transcript is spliced from 30 exons. Bases 128 to 5047 code for a protein of 1639 amino acids. Gene Ontology annotation, biological process: chromatin remodeling.